Thlaspi arvense is the source of this 195-nucleotide messenger RNA. The record is from the annotation of a GenBank genome assembly. NCBI's taxonomy places the organism in Eukaryota, Viridiplantae, Streptophyta, Magnoliopsida, Brassicales, Brassicaceae.
AUGAAGAAACAACACUUGAAGAGAUACGAGAACCAUCUAUCCGUAGGAAGCUGGAAAUUAAUUGAAGAGUUCAACGUUAGCAAUUCAAUUGGACAAUACAGGACUACCAAACAUUGUUACCGGAUUAGUUUUGUCAAAGACACAAUUGUGUCUAAUUCUGUAACCGUGUCAAACUCUGACUUCUUGGACUUGGUC